AAUUCAGUUGCGUUGCAAGUAGUCAGUGUGACUCGGACUCAUUACGUGAGAUACAAAUAAAUGGCUGUGGAUUUAAAACUGAAAAGAAAAGACAACACACCUUGGGGAUUCCGGUUGACAGGAGGCGCCGAUGUUGAUGUACCACUUACCGUUAUCAAGGUAAAAGAAGGCAGUUUAGCUGAAGAAGCAGGUUUACUAGUGGACGAUGUCAUCGUGAAAAUAAACGGCAUUCCUACAGCUGGAUUGGCUCACGAGGAGGUUCACGACGUGAUCGUAGAAGCUGGAAAUGAACUUGAUUUGGUUCUUCACAGGACUGAGAAACAGUAUGAUAACCUCGAAGAACAGGAUGAUGUUAUUAUCAAUAAAGAAGUCGUUUUACAAAAUUUGAGAAAUUUAGAAUUGCAAAAUGAAGAUAUUGCUGAACGUUCACAAGAGGUUUCUGACGAAAUAAUAGCUGAAGUUAUUUCCGGACAGUCUGAACUUUUGCCAGGAGAAGACGUCAUAGGGGUGAAUUUUAACAAUGUAGAUUUAUCAAAUUCCAAAGUUCUAGAGACAGUAAAGAGUGAACAGAUUAGCGCUCCUGAAAAAAGAUGGUCUACAUUUCUACAGAAGCCAAAAGGACCAAAACCAAGGCCUAAAUCAAAGGAACAUGAAUUACCUAAAUAUCCGCCAUACAAUCCUUUGAAACUUCCUAAAAAAGAAACUAAAAAUGUGACCAAUUCGGAUAACGUUACGGAGAGUUUAGAAGAGGAAUCAAAUAUAGAAAGUCCUGGAGGGGAAAUGCCUGCAAAUGAAGGUCAAAUUGUUGAUUCGCUUAGUCCAAUUCCGUCGGAAAAUACAGAGAAUUUUGAAUUAGAAGAACAAGAGUUUUCACAAAAUGUGAGCGAUGGAGAUGAUUACAAUGAGCAACGAGAAGAGGAAAGAGAACAUCAAAAAACAGUUAGCUUUGAAUCUUCAAGAUCUGAAGACAUUAGACCUACAGAAGUAUUAACAACUUCGUUGGAAGAACAACUCGCUCAAGUUCAAAAGCAACUUAUGACAUUAUCCAAUUUGCCGUCUUCAAUUCAGUCUACCAUAGAAGAAGUAACGCAACAGUUAGCCAGAAUAGCUAGUCAAGCUAAUCAGGCAUUUUCAUAUAAAGCAGAUUCAUCCGUAGGAGAACAACAGGAUGUAAUAAAUUACGAUGAGUUUAGCGACAGAGUAGAAUCAGUCGACGAAGAGGAACUUGCAUUCGAACACUCUGACAAAGAAUCUGAAGACAUUUUAGAAGGAGGAGGUAAACACUUUGAGGAUAUUGAGUAUGAAGAUGGAGAACAAGAGGGUGGUAGUGACUUGGAACAGUUCAGUCCAACCCAUGAUAGUGAAGAACAAGGUACUCCGAAACCAAGAGAACCUACUGAAGAAGAAAUUGAAGAAAUGCGAAGGGAACAAGAAAGGAUUGAGAAACAGCAAAAAGAAACAGGUGAAUUAAAUGAAGCAUAUCAAAGACGUAUUGAACAAAGGCCAACUCGAGGUUUGGCACCUUUACAGAGGCCUAUUGUUUUACCGGGUGGACGAAAGUGGACCCAGCCGGAUGAUGCAGCUUUGGCUAGUAAACCCAGAAGGAUGACAGAUGAAAAAAUAGCGGAAACGAUCGAAACAUAUUCUGAAGUCAUAACGGGAAAACUGAAAGGGAUUAACUUUCUAAAAUACACCCCUCCUCCUAAAAACUUGGAUUAUCUACAAAAUUCUGAGGUGUUUCGUCUUCUACAUGAAAUGGAUCCUCCACCUCGAAGAGGUAUAGCUGCCAGACCGGAAAUAAUUCCUGCAGUACAGGAUAUAUACGAAAAGAGAACUGCGAACAGAGAAGACUCAACGUCAGAUGGAAUGCAGCGUUAAUUAAGUAAAAUACAUUUUCAUUAUUUUAGUUGUUUUGUUUAUGUUAUUUAUUCAAUAAAACAAUU
This is a messenger RNA of Agrilus planipennis (emerald ash borer), 1943 nucleotides long. RefSeq names its product myelin transcription factor 1-like. The transcript has 14 exons. Gene Ontology annotation, molecular function: actin binding; muscle alpha-actinin binding. The record is from RefSeq and is a predicted model, not a curated record. Gene Ontology annotation, biological process: muscle structure development; actin cytoskeleton organization. Bases 61 to 1878 code for a protein of 605 amino acids. Gene Ontology annotation, cellular component: filamentous actin; stress fiber; adherens junction. Lineage: Eukaryota; Metazoa; Arthropoda; Insecta; Coleoptera; Buprestidae.